CCCCUUCACAACAUCAUAGGAGCAGUGUGUUAUAAGUUCGUUUAAAUGACUACUGAUUACAGAGAAUCUGUUCUCUGUCACUGGAACACAUCUCUUUUUAAGACAGACAAAGACAGAGGCUGUACAAGGACUUGUUAAAGAAGUGACUGGAUUACAGUGAGCUGCUCGUGUUCACCCGCAACCGAACAGCUUUGGGAAAUGGAAAAAGAGAAGAAGAGUCGCUUAACACUUCUCGGGUUUCCACCACACAGACAAAUACGCGCACGGAGAUUGUAACAGCUGAAAGGUUUACGGCGAUUUUCUGUAAAAUCUGGCACUUUCCUGGACUUCACCUGAGGUAGACGGAAGCUAUAAGCCGCUAUUCACCCCGACGACCCCCACGUUAACAGCAGUUGCUAUGUUCAACAGCAGAAUGGAGGCACCUGCAGUGGCAGUGAUGGGCAGUGGCAGGGGAACAGCUGGCUGGUCGUGUGCAGGAUGUGGAGAUCGAAUUGCAGACUGAUUCUUGCUCUUCUCCAUGGAGCAGUACUGGCACACAUGCUGCCUCAAGUGUUCCUGCUGCCACACUCAGCUGGGCAAGUACAGCAGCACCUGCUACAGCAAAGGAGGCAUGAUCCUCUUUAAGGAAGACUACAUCAGUAAAAGCAACAUUCAGAGAAAGACUCAGAAUGUGCACCUGUUUGUACCACUCCAUCGCACGGGAUGUGGGGUUUUGGACCAAUGUCAAAAUCCAUGGAUAGAGAUGUUUGUACACAGCGGUGCCUGUAGUGCUUGUGGAGAGUCUAUACCUGCCAGUGAGAUGGUGAUGCGAGCUCAAGGCAGGGCUUACCACCUUAAAUGUUUCACCUGUACAACCCUUAGGAACGGCCUGGUCCCAGGUGAUCGUUUUCACUACAUCAAUGGGACUAUCUUCUGUGAACAUGACCGGCCAGGGGGAGGUCUGCACACCAGACACCCCACUCCACUGCAGGUCAACAGCAUGAUGUCCAAUCAGAAGCAGGUAUCUCUGACCCUGGGGCUACGGAGUCUGGAUCUGUGAUUGCAAACCACCUACUUCCCCCAUGAUCCUGCUCAACACCCACUGCUUCAAUUAUUAAUAUUAUUAUUAUUGUUAUAUUAGUCUGAUUAUUAUUAUUAUUCAUCUUAUUAUUAGGCCUAUUAUUAUAAUUGCUGGUAUUAAAAUUAGUCUUAUAAAGAACCUGCAUUGUACUAUGUUUUCUUUCCUCCCUCCUGCCCCCCCUUUCUCUCUCUUUAUCCCUCCCUCCUCUCUCUUUUUGUCAUUCAUCCCAAUCAAUCAAGGCAGACAGCCACCCACCAUGAGUCGGGUUCUGUUCAAGGAUUCUACCUGUUAAAAGGGAGUUUUUCCCUGCUGCUGUUGCCAAAUCCUUGCUCAUGGGGGAAUGUUGGGUCCCUGUAAAUAUAACUAUAAAGAGUCCAGUCUAGUCCUGCUCUAUAUGAAAAGUACCCUGAGAUAACCUGUUAUGAUUGGGCGCUAUAAAAUAAAAUUGAGUUGAAUUGGACUGAACUCCUGUGAAUUAUGACUUAAAUUUUGAAUGAUUCAAAAUUGUACCAUCUUAUAAUACUUGUAUUAUUUUUUUAGUGGAAGUGUAGGGUAUUUGAUCUAAUGUAUGGUUAAAAAUAAAUGGGUUAAGGUGACUACAUUGAAAUUAAGUACAACUUCAAUGCAACAAAAGUCAGAUUACCUGUGAUCAUUGCGACCAAAGUGAUUGCACAUGUAAUUUUAAGUUAAGUCUGAUUGCAUGAACAGGGUUAUAAAUGAACCUGUGAACACCACAGUUUUCUCAACACAAUUGUCGCCAGACUGUGAGACUUCUUAAAGAUGGGAGUGGGUACAAGAGCAUCAAAAGUUUACUGAACAUAAGCCAAAAUGAAUUGUUUGGAUCAAAUGGGGUCCCGCCUGUUUGGCGUGGACCCAGCCAGGACUACAGUGACUCCAUAGUGCUGGCAGUAAAACAUGGAGGUGGAAGUGUGCUGAUAUGAGGCUGCAUGAGUGCAAAUGGUGUAAAGGAACUAUGAAUGCAAGUUUGUAUGCCCGAAUACUUAAUAAAAAGAUGACUUCCAGUAUCAGGAAGCUCGGCAGGAGAGGAAUUUUCCGACAUGAGAAUGAUCCUAAACAUACAAGAUCACACAAUUUUUAAUGAAGAAUAAAGUGGAAACUGUCCCUUGACUUGAAUCCAAUGGAACACCUUUGGAGUACUUUAAUGUGGAAGGUAGAGUGACACAGCCUCUCCAGUACAGAGCAGCUGAAAAGAGUCAUUUGUGAAGAAUGACAGAAUAUCUCUCCACAGAUGUAUGAAAGACUGGUAUCCAUCUCAGGAGGAUAAAAUUGAAAAUUGUGAUAAAAUCACUAAUGAAAGGUGUAAGGACUUUUGUUGCAGUUGGUUUAAUAAGUCAAAAAAUUCUGUUUCAACUGGCUUCAUUCUUCUCAGGCUUUAGCUAAAAACAAAUAAAAUUAUAUAAAAUAGAAAGGAUUUGUACUUACUUAACAUUUUAGUGAUACUGACCAGAGGUGUACUCGGUUUUGUUGUAUAUUGUAUGGCAUCAUUUUUUUGUUUUUCUUUUUUAUUAUCAUCUCCAAGUGUAAAAGUGUGGUAUUUAUCCAAGGCUCUGGAUCAGGCCAAGUUGAGAAGAGUGUAUGGCUGAACUGUUCUGUCCUGGCGGAAGUGAAUAUCCCCGACCUCUGUCGCUAAGCAACAAAUUCUAGAUCCACCAUAACCCAUUUUUUACUGUAUUUUAAUACACACACACAGAUUUGCUUUCAUUUAAUUAUUUUUCUGUUUCUGUUGUGAGACAACAAUGAGAAUAAACAGUGAUUUGAUUGUAGCUCAUUAAUGCUAAAGAUAUCUGCUAAACAGGCAAACCUCAACUCUAGCACUGUGGUGCUGAGGGGAUUAUUAUUUUUAAAUCAUUGUGUUAUGAUCAUGAAGUCAUCUGACAAUCAAUAUAACUGCAGCAUAAUAACAACACCUCUAGUAUGUGUUCAAAGAAAGGAUCAGAGUUGCCAGAAAGCAGCUACACACUUCAACGACAUUGCAUUUCUUACAUUGUUUUAAAUCCAAUCUGGAGAACGUGAAGGAAACGUUCUGGUGUAGAAAAAGGCCAGUUUAGUGUGGAUAUAGUGUUUGUUUUAGGGUUAGGGUUAGUGUAACUGUUGACAUACAACACAGUGUCUGAUAGCAAAGAUUUUCUGCAAGACUCAGUGUAAUCCAUUAAUACUCUUUAGUUGUCCUGUUGGCUUCAGGAUUAAGAUUUUACUCAUUGGUCAGCUGUCAAAUAGGUUUUGAAAGACCUAUCAACUGCUAUGGUUUCUGUACAUUUGCAUUAUUAGAUUUGAUGUUUAUAUACUUCUGUUUCAUCAUCCAAUGCUAAACCUUUCAAUAUGUACAAAAACACUAACUAA
Messenger RNA from Xiphias gladius (swordfish), 3421 nucleotides. RefSeq names its product LIM domain transcription factor LMO4.1-like. The record is from RefSeq and is a predicted model, not a curated record. NCBI's taxonomy places the organism in Eukaryota, Metazoa, Chordata, Actinopteri, Istiophoriformes, Xiphiidae. The transcript is spliced from 6 exons. The coding region runs from base 518 to 1039 and encodes 173 amino acids.